Messenger RNA from Thecamonas trahens ATCC 50062, 1146 nucleotides. Its product is annotated as 2-oxoisovalerate dehydrogenase subunit beta. The coding region runs from base 7 to 1128 and encodes 373 amino acids. Gene Ontology annotation, biological process: branched-chain amino acid catabolic process; response to nutrient. Gene Ontology annotation, molecular function: catalytic activity. NCBI's taxonomy places the organism in Eukaryota, Apusomonadida, Apusomonadidae. The transcript is spliced from 2 exons. The record is from RefSeq and is a predicted model, not a curated record.
GUAACCAUGCUGAGGCUCUCCCGUGCGGUGUGCAGCAUGCCGACUCGCGCGUUUGCAAGCACUGCAGUUGCAGCAGCUGGCAGUGGCGGCGACAAGCUCCCUGGCUUUGUGCACAAGGUUGUGGACGAGGACGUGCCGCAGGACGGCGAGAUGGUGGAGAUGAACCUGUUUGAGGCCGUGAAUGCGGCGAUGGACGUGGCGCUGGACACUGAUGAGACGGCGUGUGUGUUUGGCGAAGACGUGGCGUUUGGCGGCGUCUUCCGCUGCUCGAUGAACCUGAUGGAGAAGUACGGCAAGGACCGGGUGUUCUCGACGCCGCUCUCAGAGCAGGGCAUUGCCGGCUUUGCGAUCGGCAUGGCGGCGAUGGGCUCGACAGCGAUUGCGGAGAUCCAGUUUGCCGACUACAUCUUCCCGGCGUUUGACCAGAUUGUCAACGAGGCGGCCAAGUACCGGUACCGGUCGGGCGGCAUGUUUGACGUCGGCGGCCUCACCAUCCGCUCACCGUACGGCGCAGUUGGCCACGGUGGCCUGUACCACUCGCAGUCGCCCGAGGCCUACUUUUCGCACACGCCCGGCCUCAAGGUUGUCAUUCCGCGCUCGCCGCAGCAGGCCAAGGGCCUCCUGCUGUCGGCCAUCCGCGACCCGAACCCGGUGCUUGUGUUUGAGCCCAAGGCGCUCUAUCGCGCCGCCAACGAGCCUGUUCCGGUCGAGGACUACGAAAUCCCGCUGGGCAAGGCGCAGGUCCUCAAGGAGGGCUCGGACGUGACUGUCGUCGGCUACGGCGCCCAGAUCUACGUCCUCGAGCAGGCCAUCCUCAUGGCCGAGAAGGAGCUGGGCAUCUCGUGCGAGCUCAUCGACCUCCGCUCCAUCCUUCCCUGGGACAAGGACACUGUCAUCGACUCGGUGAACAAGACCGGGCGCGCCGUCAUCUCGCAUGAGGCGCCCAAGACCUCCGGCUUUGCCGCAGAGGUCUCGUCCACCAUUCAGGAAGCAUGUUUCCUCAACCUCGAGUCGCCCAUCCAGCGCGUCUGCGGCUGGGACACCCCGUUCCCGCUCAUCUUUGAGCCGGUCUACGUCCCCGACAAGCACCGCGUGUUUGAGGGCAUCAAGGCCGCCAUCGAGUUCUAAACCACUCUCGCGCCCGCC